AUGUCUCAACUCAAAAUUCUCAUCUGCGGCGCCGGCAUCACAGGAAACGCACUCGCAUUCCAGCUCUCCAAGCUCGGACACUCAAUUACUGUGAUUGAACGCUUUUCCGGUCUCCGGUCAUCCGGACUCCAAGUCGACCUCCGCGGCCCCGGCCUUCAAGCCCUCCGACGAAUGGGCAUCGAGAAAGACUUUGGCCCCUAUUUAGUUCCUGAGCAAGGAUUCGAGCUUGUUGACCGAAAGGGCAAACAAUGGGGAUAUUUCCCAGUCAACACGUCUGGCAAGGGAUUGCAGGGUCUCGAAAUCAUGAGGGGUGAUCUAUGUCAGAUCCUCUACGAUUCCACUAAGGAGCGGGUUGAGUACCGGUUCGGGAUGUUUGUGAAGGAAAUUUCUCAAAAUGAGAAACACGCAGAAGUGCUUUUGUCUGAUGGCAGCCGGGAGCGGUUUGAUCUCGUUGUUGGUGCGGAUGGCGCCGGGUCUCACACUCGGAAGAUGAUCCUUGACAAGGGCGAGGUGGACCCGUUUCAUCCUCUUGGUGCUUGUGCGGGCUACUUUACUAUCAAACAGUCAGCUAAGCCCAACGAGGGAUAUAAUGCAACCGGAUUUAUUGCACCGGGAAAUCGUGGUAUCAUGACUCGUCGAGGUGAUCCUGACAAGUACCAGGCCUACAUGUUCUGCAAGCCCGAUGCCUCGGAACGUCUCAAGAACGCCAGGAAAGGCAACGUCCAAGACGAAAAGGAAGGCAUCGCAGAAGUUUUCCGCGGUGCUGGAUGGCGGACAGACGAGAUCCUCAAGGGUCUGGAUGACGCCAACGACUUCUAUUGUGAGCGCUUGGGCGUCGUCACGAUGGACCAUUGGUCUCGGGGCCGUGUUGUGCUGGUAGGAGAUGCGUGUUACUGUCCGAGUGCUAUGACGGGCAUUGGCACAACCUGCGGCAUUACUGGUGCUUACAUCCUAGCUGGCGAGAUUGGAGAACAUUGUAACUCGGACGGCUCCGUGGACAGUAUCACGGCUGCUUUGAUGCAAUAUGAAGAGAAGUUGCGACCAUUCAUAAAUACUGUCCAAAGAGGAUUGGCGGAAACCAAAGGAGACUACAUGGAUAAACUCCCGUCGUCGACGAUAGGGAUUCAGAUGGUCUACAUUCUCUUCUGGGUUGCCUCUGCCCUGAGGAUAGAUGUUAUUGCAAAAUUGGUUUUGCGCGAAGAUACCAAGGGUUGGAAACUUCCAGAGUAUAAGGAGACGGAUUGUGCGUCGAAUUAA
Penicillium riverlandense is the source of this 1257-nucleotide messenger RNA. RefSeq lists its product as uncharacterized. The record is from RefSeq and is a predicted model, not a curated record. Lineage: Eukaryota; Fungi; Ascomycota; Eurotiomycetes; Eurotiales; Aspergillaceae. Gene Ontology annotation, molecular function: FAD binding. The coding region runs from base 1 to 1257 and encodes 418 amino acids. The transcript has a single exon.